AUGAAGUGGUUGAUCCUUGCGCUGGUUUGUCUCCAGCUGUCAGAGGGCUUGGUCAGAGUCCCUCUGAUAAGAUCAAAAUCUAUAAGGGAGAAGAUGAAGGAAAAAGGCGUUCUGGAGCAGUUUAUAAAAACACACAAGAGGGAUCCAGCCAUGAAAUACAGCUUCAACCACCACAAGAAUGACUUUGCAGUGGCCUAUGAGCCAAUGAAUAUGGAUGCUUGUUACUAUGGACAAAUUAGUGUCGGGACACCACCACAAAACUUUAUGGUACUGUUUGAUACAGGGUCAUCCAAUCUUUGGGUUGCUUCUACUUACUGCCAGAGUGAAGCUUGCCAGAACCACCCACUUUUCAACCCAAGCCAGUCAUCUACCUAUACCUCCAAUAAUCAGCAGUUUUCUAUGGAGUAUGGCAGUGGCAGUCUUACUGGUGUCUUUGGAUAUGAUACUGUAACUGUACAAGGCCUGACCAUCACAAACCAAGAGAUUGGGCUAAGUGUGAAUGAACCAGGCACCAACUUUGUGUAUGCUGGCUUUGAAGGAAUCUUUGGAAUGGCCUACCCUUCUCUUUCUGCUGGAGGUGCCACCACUGCUAUGCAGGGCAUGCUGCAACAAAAUCUGCUCACUUACCCAAUCUUUAGUGUCUACAUGGGCAGUCAAUCAGGAAUGGUCGUUUUUGGUGGUGUCGACAACAACCUAUAUUCUGGUGAAAUCUAUUGGGCACCGGUCACUCAGGAGCUGUACUGGCAGGUUGCAAUUGAUGAGUUUUCCAUCAAUGGACAAGCAACAGGUUGGUGUAGCCAGGGUUGUCAAGCUAUGGUGGAUACUGGAACUUCUCUCCUUACUAUACCACAACAGUUUUUGGGAACCUUUCUUCAGUAUGUUGGUGCUCAAGAAAGCCAGAAUGGAGAGUACUUUGUGAACUGUAACAACGUGCAGAACCUUCCAACCAUCAGCUUCACCAUCAACGGUGUGCAGUUCCCCAUUUCUCCUUCUGCCUAUAUUCUUGAGAACAAUGGCUACUGCACUGUUGGAGUAGAAGUGACCUACCUGCCAUCUCAAGAUGGUGAACCCUUCUGGAUUCUGGGUGAUGUCUUCCUCCGCCAGUACUACUCUGUUUUUGAUAUGAGUAACAACAGAGUUGGAUUUGCACAAUCGGCAUAA
Bufo gargarizans (Asiatic toad) is the source of this 1161-nucleotide messenger RNA. Its product is annotated as gastricsin-like. The record is from RefSeq and is a predicted model, not a curated record. Bases 1 to 1161 code for a protein of 386 amino acids. Gene Ontology annotation, biological process: proteolysis. Gene Ontology annotation, molecular function: aspartic-type endopeptidase activity. The transcript has 9 exons. Lineage: Eukaryota; Metazoa; Chordata; Amphibia; Anura; Bufonidae.